Daphnia carinata is the source of this 1191-nucleotide messenger RNA. Its product is annotated as 2',3'-cyclic-nucleotide 3'-phosphodiesterase-like. The record is from RefSeq and is a predicted model, not a curated record. The transcript has 4 exons. Lineage: Eukaryota; Metazoa; Arthropoda; Branchiopoda; Diplostraca; Daphniidae. Gene Ontology annotation, biological process: cyclic nucleotide catabolic process. The coding region runs from base 133 to 1083 and encodes 316 amino acids. Gene Ontology annotation, cellular component: cytoplasm; membrane. Gene Ontology annotation, molecular function: 2',3'-cyclic-nucleotide 3'-phosphodiesterase activity.
UUUAUAUCUAAAAGAUAGAGCCCUACUUUAAUUGUCUACCAGAAAACUGUACAGAGUAUAGUGGCAGUCACAUGUUUGCUAGUGUGUUCUAGAAGUGGACAAAUACUUUGUGAAAUUAUAAAAGCCUAUAAAAUGAAUGUAUUUUCAUUAUCUCUUCUGCUGAUUUUAUUACCUGGCUGUAUCAUGAUGUCAAUGGUAGAGGGUACCCAAAAAUCUAAAGCUGAUGAAGCUGAGCUACCUUUGUACUGGGGUUGGUUUGUAAAACCUGAGUAUUCUUCCAGUUUCUUGAGCAGAAGCCGGAAACUUUUGGCAGACACUCUACAAGAUAUUCCAGAUUUCUUAAAAGAUGUACAGAACUUUACUCAAAAAGUCUAUAUUUCUGAUAUCUUAUUACACUACACAAGGGAAAAGCCAGAAGAAGUGCUUCACUGCACAGCAAUGUUCAAUGGUGUUUAUCCAAAUUACAGCCCUGGGGCUGAAGAAUACUCUGAAAAACAACAGGUGAAGGAUAGUGUAAACCAAGUUUCUACCCUGCAUUCUAUUGGCUGGAUAUUGACACCUCGCACCUUCGGUGCCCGUAUUAAAUUGACAAAUGAUCAACUCUUGCUUUGGAAUCAAAACGACACGGAAGGAAACCCUCCGCAAUCGGCAGUGAAUGCAAAGAAGCCAACCUCUCCCGUUACCCAUUACCAAAGUCAAACAGUCUUUAAGGAAAACACUACAAAUCAAGAUCCUGACGUUAUGGGAAAUUUUCAGCCAACUUCCGGUUUUGGCAGCAAAGCUCAUUUGACAUUAGGCUGCUCGCCUGGAGUCGGGGCUGUUACGACAGGUUACGAUCUUGUCGAUCUGAUUCGUUUGGAAGGUAUCAAUAGUAGCGAAGUAAAGACUUACGAUCUGUCAAAUGGAGGGUGGUUAAGAAAUUACGGGGAAGGACAGUGGGUUUUCUACCCAACCAAACAGUUUUUGCUAGAGAGUACCUUUCUUGGUUAUGAUAGCGGAACUCGUGGACUAGAAGCAUCGCUUGCUUUACUUUGUCUCUUAUGUUCCUCUGUUAUAAUUUCCAUGUUCAAAGAGCUAUCGUAAAUGUGGUUCUAACAGAAAGCAUUGUAGGUUUUGGCUUGACGUUUACUUUUCGUGGCAUGUCAUGUGAUUGAUUGUGAGGAAAUAACAUUAGAAAGGGGUACAAAUGUG